This is a messenger RNA of Candida albicans SC5314, 1500 nucleotides long. RefSeq lists its product as uncharacterized. The record is from RefSeq and is a predicted model, not a curated record. Lineage: Eukaryota; Fungi; Ascomycota; Pichiomycetes; Serinales; Debaryomycetaceae. Gene Ontology annotation, biological process: tRNA methylation; tRNA wobble uridine modification. Gene Ontology annotation, cellular component: mitochondrion; cytoplasm. The transcript has a single exon. The coding region runs from base 1 to 1500 and encodes 499 amino acids. Gene Ontology annotation, molecular function: protein binding; GTP binding; GTPase activity.
AUGUUCCGUCAACUUCUACAUGUUGGUAAACGAUCCUUGUCGACUGACAAUCCAUUAAAACCAACUGUAUUUGCGCUAUCUACCAAAUUUGGCAAAUCUGCAAUCGCAGUUGUUAGAAUUUCUGGUCCUCAAUCAAAGUACAUCUACCACAAGUUAACCAACUCGACUAAACCACCUAAGAAUAGAAUUGCCAGUGUCCGUAAAUUAUACUCCCCUGAACCCCAUUCCAAUAAGAAGUCGGUUUUUCUAGAUGAAGCUUUAACAUUAUUUCUACCUGGUCCGAAAACAUACACUGGAGAAGAUUUAUUGGAAUUGCAUUUACAUGGUGGUGUUGCAAUUAUCAAAUCUGUGUUACAAUCGAUUAAAAAACUACAUGACCCCAAUAAUGGAGUAAUUAUUAGACAAGCAGAUCGAGGAGAGUUUUCUAAACAAGCAUUUUACAAUGGCCGACUAGAUUUAACUGAAUUAGAAGGGAUAAAUGACAUGAUUAAUGCUGAAACCGAACUGCAAAGAUUGGCGAGUUUAGCAUCACUGUCAGGACAGACCAAAAUAGAAUUUAUGAAGUGGAGAAAUGAAAUUAUUAAUCAAAUGGCUAAUUUGACAAUGAUUAUUGAUUUCGGUGAGGAUCAUGAUAUCGAAGAAACUGAUCGAAUGAUACGAGAUGUGAAAGAGAAUAUUGCAAAAAUUGAACUGGAAAUUAAAGCUUAUUUGUCAAAAGUAAAGUCACUGCAAAUUUUGUUGAAUGGUAUUCAGUUGGCAUUAUUGGGACCACCAAAUGCUGGGAAGUCGUCUAUAUUGAACAUAUUGGCAAACAAAGAUGCUGCUAUUGUUAGUGAGAUUGCAGGGACUACGAGAGAUAUUCUUGAUAUACCAUUAGAGAUCGGAGGAUAUAAAGUAGUUGUAGGUGACACUGCAGGGAUCCGAUCAUUUGAAGAAGCUGACUCUAUUGAACAGGAAGGAAUUAAAAGAGCUAAACAGAGGUCAAUGUUGGCAGAUUUUGUGAUUGUAGUACUAGAUCCCAUGUCAGUGGAAAAGGAACCCUUGGAAUUGAAAGAACAUCUAAAAACUUUAGUUAAGGCAAAUAAACAAAUGCUAAUUGUAUUGAAUAAGCAAGACUUGUUUGCAAGCAGAUCUGAAGAAAUGAUUUCAAACUACUCUCGAUUGCUUGACUUACCCAAGAACUAUUUUCAUGUAGUUUCAUGCUCAACUGGAUCAGGAAUUGACAAUCUUCAAAAACUAUUAAUUGAAAAAUUCAAAGACUUAUCUCAGUCAGAAACUUCUAAUCCUAUUAUUGUUUCUUCUCGAGUACAGGAUAUUUUGGAAAAUGAUAUUUUAUUCGGAUUCAAAGAGUUUUAUCAUUGGGCUGACGCUGAGGAUGUUCUUGUAGCAACAGACUGUCUCCGCCAAUCGGUUGAUGGAAUAGGGAAGAUUACUGGACAAUCGAUCGACUUAGAAGAGAUCUUGGACGUGGUAUUUUCAAGCUUUUGUAUUGGUAAAUAG